This is a messenger RNA of Closterium sp. Naga37s-1, 228 nucleotides long. The record is from the annotation of a GenBank genome assembly. Lineage: Eukaryota; Viridiplantae; Streptophyta; Zygnematophyceae; Desmidiales; Closteriaceae.
AUGGGCAUCUCAUACAGCAUCCCGUGGGUCUUGCUAGAUGAGGAGGAGGAGGAGGAGGAGGAGGAGGAGGAGGAGGAGGAGGAGGAGGAGGAGGAGGAGGAGGAGGAGGAGGGAAGGUUGGAUGCUACUCACGGCUCUGGCAGUGAGGAGGGAAAUGCCACUGUCGGCCAACUCGUCCUCAUACAGGACCACCUGGUGGUGCUAUGUGAGGACCAUCUUCGCUCAUAG